GCCGUAUAGGCGGCCAUCAACGUUUCGAUUUUGCGUUUUCUUCGUCCAACUAAACGACGAGUGCGUGCGAACAGAGGUAGCCAAACGGCAGAAGAUGCUUCGCAGUGCGAUCGAGUGAUGUGAACUCUUGAAAAGAAGUGAGCGAUUGCAAUGUGUGAGUGAAUGCGUUCUUGUUGACUUUGUCACGAUUGGAAAAGACUGUUGAAUGUUGAUGCGUUUAGUAUACCUGAGAACAUCGACCGAAAUCCGGAAGCAGCCGAGGGUAACAUCAACCAUAGAAGUGCAAACAGCGAGCAGUGUACCAGCUUGUCAGAUUUUCAUUCUCUGUUGACCUGGGUGAAGCGGAAGCACUGGAAAGGACACCGGAACGAAUUGGUUGCGCGUGCACCGUGUGCCAGGAUCGAGAGUGUGAGUUUGCGAGUGUGAAUGAUUUUUGAGAAAGAUUGCGGACGUCCGUUUCUCUUGGGGGUCAUUCGUUAGUAAAAUCGAAAGCUGUGGAGCGGUGUGCUGUUUAAAGUGUGCGCGAGUAUUCGGAGCACCCGCAAUAAAGAGGUCGUGUCGUGUUGGAUAAGAAGUGUAAAGCUGAAAGGACAUUCAAUUUUGUAACGAAGGUUCAAGUGCGUGUGAGGAAUCAACUUGCGUAACAACGAAACAAAAUGUCAGUGGUGAUGAUUCGUAUGGAGGAAGCCAACAAGCUGUUGGAUUUCUCGCAAAAGUUGGAUAUCGGCCUGUUGGAUAGCGUCGUGGAGUGUCUGUACAAUAGCACAGGGGAACAAUUGAGGCUGGCACAGAACGUACUGACCACGUUAAAGGAACAUCCGGAUGCAUGGACCCGGGUCGACAGCAUCCUUGAGUUCUCGCAAAAUCAGCAAACUAAAUUCUACGCCUUGCAAAUUCUGGAGGAGGUUAUCAAGACUCGCUGGAAAAUUUUGCCCCGAAACCAGUGCGAAGGCAUCAAGAAGUACGUGGUCGGUUUGAUCAUCAAAACUUCCCAGGACGCGGCCGUAAUGGAAGCUAACAAAGUCUAUCUAAACAAGCUUAACAUUAUUUUGGUACAAAUAUUGAAACGCGAAUGGCCCAACAACUGGGAAACGUUUAUCAGUGACAUCGUGGGAGCGUCCAAGACCAAUGAAACCCUCUGCCAAAACAACAUGAUCAUCCUGAAGUUGUUGAGUGAGGAAGUGUUCGACUUCUGUUCGGGUCAGAUCACGCAAACCAAGGCGAAGCAUUUGAAAGACACGAUGUGCUCGGAGUUCUCCCAAGUGUUCCAGCUGUGUCAGUUCGUGCUCGAAAAUUCCUUGAACGCUCCACUUAUAUCGGCCACGUUGGAAACAUUAUUGAAGUUCCUUAAUUGGAUUCCUCUUGGAUAUAUAUUCGAGACAAAGCUGAUCGAUAUGUUGGUCUGCCGCUUCUUGACGAUACCGAUGUUUCGUAACAUUACACUGAAGUGUCUCUCGGAGAUAGCCGGUCUGCAGCUGGCCAACUACGGACACAUUUUCGUAGCUAUGUUCAAGCAGACUAUGGAACAGUUCGAUAACAUGAUCCCGUCCUGCACUAACAUGAACCAGAUUUAUAUGAACGGCUCGGAUGACGAACAAUGUUUUGUACAAAAUUUAGCCAUGUUCUUGUGCACCUUCCUGCGAGUACACUCCGCUCUGGUAGAGAAGCGAGAGACGAUGGAUACAGUGCUCAAAGCGCUCGGCUACUUGGUCAUGAUCUCUGAAGUGGAGGACGUUGAGAUUUUCAAGAUCUGUCUGGAAUAUUGGAAUAGUCUCGCUUCCGAGCUAUACAAGGAAUCGUACAGUUCAAGCCAGCGUCGCACUUUCUACGCUAAGAUACUUUCUAAGGUGCGCUACAUAAUGAUAUCGCGUAUGGCCAAACCCGAAGAGGUACUUGUGGUGGAGAAUGAAAAUGGUGAAGUGGUGCGCGAGUUCAUGAAGGACACCAAUAGUAUUAAUUUGUACAAGAAUAUGCGCGAAACGCUGGUCUAUCUGACCCAUCUGGAUUACGCCGACACCGAGCGUAUCAUGACGGAGAAGCUGUGUCAUCAGGUAAAUGGCACGGAGUUCUCGUGGAAAAACCUGAACACACUGUGCUGGGCUAUCGGGUCUAUCUCCGGUGCCUUUUUCGAGGAUGACGAGAAACGAUUCCUGGUUACCGUAAUCAAGGAAUUGCUCGGACUCUGUGAACACAAGAAGGGUAAAGACAACAAGGCAAUCAUCGCAUCGAAUAUUAUGUAUGUGGUUGGCCAAUAUCCACGUUUUCUGCGGGCCCACUGGAAAUUCUUGAAAACCGUUGUAAAUAAGUUGUUUGAGUUUAUGCACGAAACGCACGAUGGCGUGCAAGAUAUGGCGUGCGAUACGUUCAUAAAGAUAGCCCUCAAAUGCAGACGUCACUUCGUGCAGUUGCAACCAAAUGAAUCGUGCACAUUCAUCGAGGAGAUUCUUGCAACCAUGAGUACGAUCAUCUGCGACUUGCAGCCACAGCAGGUUCAUACGUUCUACGAAGCCGUCGGAUACAUGAUUUCUGCGCAAGUCGACCAAGUUCAGCAGAAUAUUUUAAUCGAAAAGUAUAUGAUGCUACCGAACCAGGUUUGGGAUGAAAUCAUCUCGCAAGCCACGAAAAAUGUCGACAUCCUGAAGGAUAUGGCUGCUGUCAGGCAGCUCGGCAGCAUUUUGAAGACAAACGUGCGAGCCUGCAAGGCUCUCGGUCACGCCUACGUAUCGCAGCUCGGUCGCAUAUAUCUCGAUAUGCUGAACGUGUACAAGAUCAUGUCGGAAAACAUUACACAGGCCAUUUCCAUUAACGGACUUGCCAUCAAUAACCAGCCGCUGAUCAAAGCGAUGCAUGUUGUCAAGAAGGAAACCCUCUCGCUCAUAUCCGAGUGGGUAUCGAAAUCGAAUGAUUCCCAAAUGGUAAUGGAAAACUUCAUUCCACCGCUUCUGGAGACGGUAUUAUUUGAUUAUCAGCGCACUAAGGUUCCAAAUGCCCGCGAACCUCUGGUGUUGAGUACGAUGGCAUCGAUCGUGAAUAAACUGCAGUCGGUCAUCACACCUGAGAUACCGAAAAUAUUCGAUGCUGUGUUUGACUGUACGCUGGAUAUGAUCAAUAAAAACUUCGAAGACUACCCGCAGCACCGAACCAACUUCUACGAACUGCUGCAAGCCGUGAAUACGCACUGCUUCAAGGCGUUCCUGAGCAUUCCGCCGAAUCAGUUCAAGCUUGUUUUUGACUCUAUAGUGUGGGCAUUCAAACAUACAAUGCGCAACGUUGCCGACACUGGAUUGAAUAUUCUGAUGCAGAUGCUUCAGAAUCUGGAGCAGCAUCCGCAGGCAGCCCAGAGCUUCUACCAGACGUACUUUACCGACAUUCUGAUGCAAAUCUUCUCGGUGGUGACGGACACUUCACAUACCGCCAGUUUGCAGAACCAUGCCACUAUUCUAGCGUAUAUGUUCUCUCUCGUGGAAGCCGGCCGGAUCACCGUCAGUCUAGGGCCAUCGCCAGACAACGUGCUGAACAUUCAGGAGUACGUAGCGACGCUGUUGAAAUCCGCAUUCAGUCAUUUAACGGACAACCAGAUCAAAAUUUUCGUCACCGGCCUGUUCAAUCUGGAUCAGGACGUGCACGCAUUUAAGGAGCAUUUAAGAGAUUUUCUGAUCCAAAUUAAGGAGGUAACUGGCGAUGACGAUUCCGAUCUUUAUUUGGAGGAACGCGAGACCGAGCUGAAGAAGGCACAGGAAGAGAAGAGGAGAAUUCUGAUGACGGUGCCUGGUAUGAUAAACCCGCACGAACUACCGGAGGAGAUGCAGGAUGAGUAAGGUAAAUGAAAAAAAAAUGUUAAGUGGCGAUCAAUAGAGCGGUAGAAUGGUAAAGAAAAAAUAAGUAGCAACAAAGUAUGAAGCGGUAGUUUUUUGUGAAUUAAGCAUUCUUCUUAAAAAAAAAAGAAUUUAUUUUUUUCUUUUUUACAACAAUAAAACAUGGAAUAAGUUCAAAAUAUACACCUAAUAGUUCAGUUUUGUAGCAGUGCAGACAGUUCAAAAAUGGUAAAAAUACCGACACAUUCACCUUCUGAACACUUAUCACAAACAACAGCAUAUAUGCAACUGGAAGCGAAACUGAACUAAACCGUAGCAUAACUUACAACAAAAAAAAACACCGCCAGCGAAUCCCAGUUAUAAGAAAAAGGUAUCAUUUAAAUCUGAAGGCUAAACAAUGCCUCCAGUAUGUCUGAUUGUCGGUUUGCGUUGAUGAUUGCUUCUCAGUAGUUGCUGCUACAUUUUUGAUAGGAAUGAGUUAGUGUGUGGUUAUUUUUAUAAAUAAACAAAAAGCAAGCGGAAUAUUGUCCUUUUUUAUUACAUUUUACUACUAACUUUUAAGAUGCAAACUACUAAAAUAAUAUCUAUUUUCGGAUUGACGCGUGUUGGUUAGAAUGUAUGAAAUCUGUUGAUUAUUAUUGUUCCCAUUUUUCAAACUUUUCCGUUUUUUUCCUUAUAUUUAGAGCGUGAUUAAGUUAGUCUAACGACAGCAAACUGACAGAGUAGAAGAGAUUUGGUUAGUCGAGCGUGAGCGAACACAGGAUUAGUUACUAUACAUACUUCUGCAUUACAGUUUGAUUCGGAUAAAGGAUUGAUGAACGGAUAGUUUAGAACAGUAAGGAGAAGAGAGAGAGAUAGCGAGAGCAAGCAGAGUAGAGGUACGAGGUUGGAUGUAUUUUACUGGACGAGAAUCGUGGUAAGGGUUUUAUGCUGCAGUAGUGUUUAAAGUUUAUCAAUAGAACACGUAUAAAACAACACGAGUAUCGAUAGGAAGAAACAUAAAGAAGAAAAAAAUUAAGCACUAAUAAUUUAUAAGAGGUAAGAAUUGAAUACUAGUAGCGAUUACAUCGUAUAAGAGUGUUAUAGGAGAUGUUGAGUAACAGACAAACACAAAUCUGAAUACAAUACAGAAAAUAGGGUUCUUCUUAAAAACUAGUAAAAAAACAAAAAGAUAACGAAAUGAAGUAACAAAAAUGUAUGCCUGUUUGAAUGUUUGUUUGUGUGCAACCAUACUCGGAAUACAAGAAUCAUUUGUGAAAAGGUAAACAUUGGAUGAAAAGCAAAUUACAAAAGUUUGUCAACAAAAAAGUAAAUGAGCGGAAAUUGAGAUUUAUUUGCGUAACAACACGUUGUGGUACGUUUUUUGACAAAUUAUAACACUGCAAGAAGAAAUUCGAAAAAGUAAAUAAAGCCAGAAUCAUUUACUAUCUCAUGUAGAUCGUACCUUAA
This is a messenger RNA of Malaya genurostris, 5264 nucleotides long. RefSeq names its product exportin-1 (gene emb). Gene Ontology annotation, molecular function: nuclear export signal receptor activity; small GTPase binding. Gene Ontology annotation, cellular component: nucleus; cytoplasm. The coding region runs from base 657 to 3818 and encodes 1053 amino acids. Gene Ontology annotation, biological process: ribosomal small subunit export from nucleus; ribosomal large subunit export from nucleus; protein export from nucleus. Lineage: Eukaryota; Metazoa; Arthropoda; Insecta; Diptera; Culicidae. The record is from RefSeq and is a predicted model, not a curated record. The transcript is spliced from 9 exons.